CUAGAAUAUAAAAGUUGAGCCGGAAAACAAAAUGAUUUCGCUCCCUCCCGAAAUUAAAUCAAACCUUAAAGAGUUUGAGUUUGAGUUUAAGAGGUGAAAGGUGGAGUGUGCUCUUAAGCCAACAUGAUGCAGCUUUUGCGCGUCUUCUCCUCCUCCAGGAACCAGUUGUCAAAGGGAGCUGCUUUAUCGUUGGAUUCUUUUACACAAAGCACCAGCUUUUCAACUGCCAGGCAGAAUUUUUCUGCUAAAGGAAGAAUCGGUGAUCAAGUAUAUGCUCCUUUUUCUAUCUACAAAGGCAAAGCUGCACUCUCCUUGAGUCCUGUUCUCCCAACAUUCACUAAAUUGGAAUCUGGAAGUGUUGUGGUUGAGCGACGUGGUUCCGUGAUGUUAAAGUUCAUGCCUGCAAUUGGUGAGCGCAAAUAUGACUCGGAGAAGAAACAGUUGUUUGCUUUAUCGGCAACAGAGGUUGGGUCUCUAAUCAGCUUGGGUCCCAAAGAUUCAUGUGAAUUAUUUCAUGAUCCCUCUAUGCAAUCAAGUAAUGCUGGUCAAGUGAGGAAGAGCUUAUCAAUCAAGCCUCAUGCAGAUGGCUAUUUUAUUUCUUUGACUGUUGUCAACAACCUACUGAAAACCAGAGAGAGUUUCUCAGUUCCUGUCACAACGGCUGAAUUUGCUGUAAUGAAGACUGCUUGCAGUUUUGCACUCCCCCACAUCAUGGGUUGGGAUCGGUUGACAAAUAAGGUGCCAAGAGGCAUAGAAGUGCACAAAUCAGAGAUGGCGGAACCCCAACUUCUGGAUGAAUGGGAGAGAUGAAGUCCACCUCGAUCUUGUCUUUAUCAAGCUUAAGGAACUUGAAUUUUCAAGAUUGUCUGCUUAGUGCUCUUUUUGUGUACUUAUCGUAUAUAAUGUAUUUUGAGCUGUUGCCAAAAUCUUAUUUCACUUGGGUAGACAUUUAUGCUGCUGCUUUGAGUAAAAUUAGCAGAGUUAGCUGGUGCUGCUAACUGGGUAGUUUUAGUAGCAGCUGAUCUUGUCUGAGUUUGUAUUUGGCUUAAGAUGCUUACAAGUGGUCAUUUGGAAACCAAAUUCAGUCUGUGAUGGUUUUAAACUUGUAUUAACGGAGUAUGAUUCAUGGGUUGUGCUUAAAUUCUCUGGAAAUAGACACUAAAUGGAUUCGUUUGUGCCUAA
This is a messenger RNA of Rosa rugosa (rugosa rose), 1182 nucleotides long. RefSeq names its product single-stranded DNA-binding protein WHY2, mitochondrial. Lineage: Eukaryota; Viridiplantae; Streptophyta; Magnoliopsida; Rosales; Rosaceae. Bases 124 to 810 code for a protein of 228 amino acids. The record is from RefSeq and is a predicted model, not a curated record. Gene Ontology annotation, biological process: regulation of DNA-templated transcription; defense response. The transcript is spliced from 8 exons. Gene Ontology annotation, molecular function: single-stranded DNA binding.